Molecule: messenger RNA, 1825 nt
Organism: Paralichthys olivaceus (Japanese flounder)
Lineage: Eukaryota; Metazoa; Chordata; Actinopteri; Pleuronectiformes; Paralichthyidae
Gene: tigara
Product: TP53 induced glycolysis regulatory phosphatase a
Biological process (GO): regulation of pentose-phosphate shunt; negative regulation of glycolytic process
Cellular component (GO): cytosol
Molecular function (GO): fructose-2,6-bisphosphate 2-phosphatase activity
Source: RefSeq, a predicted model, not a curated record
CGUGCUCGUCCUGACAAACAUGGACUGAUCCACUUCAUUUCCUGGAGACCUCGUGCACGGCUGCAGUUUUAUUUAAAGCACCGGGAGCGAGCAGCUAGGCGCGCUCACGUGUGUCGUGAACAGCAUGAGGGCUCUGAGGUUUGGUUUAACUCUUGUUCGACAUGGGGAAACACGUUACAACAAAGAAGGUCGUCUACAAGGUCAGGCUAUAGAUGCUCCUCUCUCUGAGGUCGGGCUGCAGCAGGCCGAAGCUGCAGGCCUCUACCUGAGAGACGUCAAGUUCAGCAACGUGUACGUCAGUGAUAUGCAGCGUGCCCAGCAGACUGCUGAAACAAUAAUGAAACACAACAGCAGUUGUUCUACGCUCCAACUGGCUCCUGACCCUUUACUCAAAGAGAUAAGUUUUGGAAUAGCAGAGGGUGGACUACUGCAGGAUGUGAGAGAGAUGGCCAAGGCAGCGGGUCAGACGUUCCCAGGCUUCACUCCACCAGGGGGCGAGACUCCGGAGCAGGUGAAGGAGCGGGUCAAAGGGUUUAUGGAGAAAAUGCUGCAGCAGAUUGGGGCGGAACACUGGCACCACAGCGCGGAGGACGAGACGUACUCGCCUGCCGUGGAGGGGAGACCGGACGAUGGGGUCAGGGGGGUCCCGGUCCAUGCUUUGGUCGUCACACACGGAGCCUACAUGCGUGUGGUGGUGCGCUACUUUGUGGAGGAGAUGCAUUGUUCUUUGCCUGAGGGUUCUGACAGAGCACACUUGUUCUCUAUAAGUCCCAACACGGGUCUGUGUCGGUUCAUACUGACCGUGAGAAAAGAGGACAACAGGUUUGAAUUGUCAGGGAUUCGCUGUGUGUUCGUCCACAGGGGCGACCAUUUUAAAGAGCUUGUUAAACAGUAGGAGCAGAGGGAGGAAUGAUGGGAGGAGGGAGGACAGAGGUUUGGAAGGAUGUGCAGGAGACGGUGGGAGAAAAAAAGGGAAGAAAUAAAAACCUCUUCAGACUUAAAUUAUUAUUUUUUUUAAAGUAUUUAAUAUGUGGAGACAGUCAAAGGUUCUAGUAAUGUAAGUAAGAGGCUUUGUAAAGUCUGUGUUUGGCUGGAUUUCAUGAAAACUACUGGAUUACCACAGAACUUGAUGGUAGGAUGUGAUACGGGUCAGGACAGAAAUUUGGUGCAGAUCCAGGAUUUUUUCUUUUUUCACUUUCUUUAGCAUUGUGAGAUUUUUGUUUUUACAUUUCUGUUGAUUUCCCAGAGAAUAACUCAUGAAUCCUGAUGGAAAACUGGCUGAUAUUUCUGAGUGUACAGUUCACUCACAUUUGGAAUUUAAUGGAUAAACACAGGAAUAUAAAAAAAACAAUUAUUGUUAAUUAUUUAGUUUGAUAAUGUCGAUAUCUUAUCAAACAUUAUUCAAUAAUUUCAAAAUGUCCUAGAUAUGAAGUAUUAAUUAAUGUUAAAAUCUGCUUUAUUCCCCUUCUCUAACCUCAGAUAGUUUGUGUUGGUCGUGGUUGCUCAAAAUUGGAAACUCUGUGAGUCGGUGUUUCUAUUUUUAUCUCCCUGCCGUUCAUCUCUUUAACGAAGGAAAACAACAGAGCGGCAGCAGUGUUGACUUUUUGGAAAUCAGUGACUUUUUCAUGAAUUAACACAAGGACUCGUUUGUCAACACCUCGUGUGUUGUCCUGUAGCAUCUGUGCACGGUUUCUCUACUGCAGUUCUCAACUAAAACUAAAUAAUUUACAGAACAGACUCAAACACGUCUCUCUCCUGAAUAGUGAGUCGCUGUUGUGUGUUUCUGUGUCAUUGUGUUAUUUGUCCAAAAAAGUCUCCUCCUGAU